AUGUCCAAGCCUCUUGUCCUCUACACUUUCCCGACACCCAACGGUGUCAAGGUGUCAGCUUUCCUUGAGGAAUUGAAGUCUGUUUACCCUUCCAUCGAAUACGACGUUGAGUCCAUCAACAUUUCAAAGAACACUCAGAAAGAACCGUGGUUUAUCAAACUCAACCCGAACGGUCGUAUCCCUGUGCUCGUAGAUCGCAGCCGGAAUAACUUUCCGGUAUUUGAGACUGGUGCGAUUUUGUUGUAUCUUCAGCAACACUACGACAAAGAGAACAAGUUUGGAUGGGACCCCAAGGUCGACCCUGAGGAAUAUAGUCAAACAUUGCAGUGGAUUUUCUUUGCUAAUAGUGGUGUGGGACCUAUGCAAGGUCAACUCAAUCAUUUCAUGAAGGCUGCCCCGGUGGACAUACCCUACGCCAAACAACGUUAUUACGACGAGACCAAGCGUCUUUAUGGUGUACUUGAGAUUCGUCUUAGUCAAGAUCGUGACUGGCUUGUCGGUCCAGGACGCGGCGUGUUCUCUAUCGCGGAUAUCAAUGCGAUAUCAUGGGUUCGUGUUCAUGUCUACGGCGGCAUCGAGUCAUUGGAUGAGUGGCCUAACGUCAAGAAAUGGGUUGAAGCUGCGCACGCGCGACCUGGGUUUUCUGCAGGUCUUGACGUGGGCAGGUCCUAG
Molecule: messenger RNA, 672 nt
Organism: Lentinula edodes (shiitake mushroom)
Lineage: Eukaryota; Fungi; Basidiomycota; Agaricomycetes; Agaricales; Omphalotaceae
Product: glutathione S-transferase C-terminal-like protein
Exons: 8
Coding region: 1-672 (223 amino acids)
Source: RefSeq, a predicted model, not a curated record